CCCGGACACGUUCAACUUUGUUACAAAUACAACCGUCUGGCUGGAACGGAACCUGAAAGCCAAUUUAUUUCAUUGUGGUCGCUAGAGGUGAACAGACGUUUAGUACAAUUUCGUGAUUUUUUCCAAAUAAUUUCCUCAAAGUUUUAUAUUUAGUGAUACCUUAUUACACAUUAUCAAGUGAAAAUGAUGUCCCAAAGUAUGCAAGAAGAAGCUAAACUCGAUGCCAUGCAACGCCAUUGGCAAUCACUUCGUCGCGGAACCCCUUCUUCAAAUAUAUUAUUUGAAGAUGUUAUUCAGACUGAUAAUAUAUUAGCUUUACCGAUUCAAAAUUCUCAUGUUGAAAAUCAGAUUGGGGCUUGCGCGACAAUUCUGAAAAGUUUAAGCUGUGAUUUGGAUAGUGAUUCGGAAUUUAUCGAUAUUCAUGACUGUAACGUUACCCCCAAGUCCCCGUUCCAAAUCCCCGAAACCGAGGAACCAAUAAAAGGUCCUUUAAAACUAGACGCCUCCUCUUUAGGAGACAUACCGGGGCAAUACACAAUCUGUGCCCUGGAACCCCAUCAACUACCAGUCGUCGGGGUAUAUAUCGACCCUCGAGUGGUACCCGGUUUCAAAUACCUUGUCAGACCCCUACCCGAAGUCGGUAAACCAUCCACGAUGAACAAAUGCCUUUUCAACGGCAAAGCUUUGACAUUAACGUCGAUCGGUAGGGGAUACGCCAGACGAUUCACUUUCGAAUCCGAUAAAUUCAUCGGCAACGACAACUAUUUCUGGAGCGAUAACCGACCGGAAGGUUACGCCUUCGAAUUGGAGCUACUCUCCGAAGGCGACAAAUUCACUUUCUUCAACCCCAACGGAGAACCCGAAGGCACCGUCGAAGUACUUUCGAUCGAGGGUCCCCAAACCGAAAUUUUUAGCUCGUUUAAAAACGGCCUCGUAGAUAAGAGGGCGACCGUUACUUUUACCGGUAAAGUCGAAUAUUACGAAACCGGCGUUGCCAAACCGGUGCUCCUUUCCGGGACGAUUCUGUCUCGAAAAUUGAAAAACAAACCGCGCGCCGAGAUACUUAAAAUCAGUCGCGUGAAUAUCAGAAGACACAGAUAUUAUUUGUUACCCGGUAUACAAAAAAUCCAUAGGAGAUUCACCGUUAGAGGGGACAGUAUCAACGAUGUUCCCACCAAGUACACCAUGACCGGUUUGGAGUCGUACGAGAUCCCGGUUGUUGGUACUUACGUCGAUCCUCGUAUAAUACCGGGGUUUUUCUAUAAAGUGAGACCGAACGAUAGGAGGAAUCACCUUUUCGGAGGUAGAGCUUUGAGGUUGUUGAGCAUAGGGAUGGGGUACGCUAAGAGGCUCACUUUCCAGCCGGAUUCUCUCGUCGAACCUGAUAAUUAUUUGUGGUCAGAUAGUCAUCCGGACGGUUUGGGUCUGGAACCCAGGGCGGUGCAUAAAGGGAUGAAAUUCGUUUUGGAAUCCGGCGAUGUGGUGCUUGGGGAAGCGACAGUUUUUAGGGAUGAUUUGCCUCAAGUCGAAGAACAUAUGGAGAGGAUAAAGACUCCUAACGGCGAAGCUGUCCAAAAAUACAUUUUCAUCGACGUGUUAUGUCACAUCCGUUUAGCCAGAACCGGCGGCGCCUCAACCGAAAACGAAGAACAUCUGAUGAGGGUGACGGGAUUAGCUGUCGUUCGAAAAGAACCGAAAGCUUCCGAAGCGAACGUUAUAAGAAUAGAAAAUAUCGGUUUCGAUUCGCAAUUACUCAUUUUAUUCGCUAGAACGUACCCCGAUCUCACUCUAGUUCCAAAAAUUUAUUGAAUGCAAUAAGUCGCUCCCGACCUGGCAACUAUGUUUUAUAUUAAAAUUUAUUUUGCGCGUGCGUCUCGAUGAAGAUAAAUUUGUUUUUAUUUCAUGAUAGGAAAUUUGAUGAUAUACUGUAAUGGUUGUUAUAAAUUAAUUGUGACUUUACUUGUAUAUAUAUAUUUGUUAUAUUUUUUUUAAUAAUAAAAUAUUUAAAACG
Molecule: messenger RNA, 2011 nt
Organism: Diorhabda carinulata
Lineage: Eukaryota; Metazoa; Arthropoda; Insecta; Coleoptera; Chrysomelidae
Exons: 7
Coding region: 184-1809 (541 amino acids)
Source: RefSeq, a predicted model, not a curated record